Molecule: messenger RNA, 516 nt
Organism: Aureobasidium uvarum
Lineage: Eukaryota; Fungi; Ascomycota; Dothideomycetes; Dothideales; Saccotheciaceae
Source: the annotation of a GenBank genome assembly
AUGGCACUUACAGCGGACAAAGUUCUCCUCCACGGAUACUGCUGGGGCACCGCGCUCUGGUAUGGCUCAAGAGGACUCUGCCGUGUCUGGGACCCUCUAAUGGUCAUUGGCUGUACGUCCUCCAGCCCUUCUAGCUUUGAUACCAAACAAUCACCUAACGCACCUCUAGGGUUCCGUCCUCCGGUAGAAAAACACCUGAAGCCUACCGACCUCGAAUUGUACAACGUACGCACCGAUGGCUGGGGCCUCAUCUCCCAAGCUGUUGCCCUGGCCGUUCUCUCCCGUGGCUACUCCAAGGGCGGCAUCAGCAGAACUUACUCGAGCGCCUUCGUUGCCGUAUCCAUCUUCCACCACAUCACAACCAUGUUUGGCGCCUGGCAACACUACAAGCUGGACAGUCACUACACUAAGGCCAUGUCGAUCGGUGUCUGGUUUAACGCCUUCUUGACAGCAGUCGGUGGUGUCGUCCUGGGAGGCCUCAACAACGAUUCUAUCGCUAGAACCAAGCUUGCAUAG